AUGGAUUCCAACGACUUCAGUUAUUGGGGUAAACAAAUGAUUGAUUUUAUAUCAAAUUAUUUACAAACUAUACAUAAAUAUCCUGUUUUACCAAAUGUGGAACCUGGUUAUUUAAAACAUUUAAUACCUAAUCAACCACCUGAACAAUCAGAUACAUGGAUGAAUAUAUUUGACGAUGUGAAAAAAUUUAUUUUACCCGGUCUGACUCACUGGCAACAUCCUCAAUUUCAUGCUUAUUUUCCGGCAGCGAAUUCAGUACCAUCAAUCAUGGCUGAUAUGUUAUCUACGGCACUAGGUUGUAAUGGAUUUUCAUGGGUUGCAAGCCCUGCAAUUACAGAAUUGGAAAUCUUGAUGUGUGACUGGAUUGGAAAGCUUUUAAAUCUACCUGAUACAUUUUUGCAUAGUAGCGGAAUCGGUGGAGGUGUAAUACAAUCGUCGGCAAGUGAUUGUAUAUUUGUAUCAAUGUUAGCUGCUCGUCAUCAAGCAAUUGAGCGUUAUAAACAUCUUUUAAAAAUGAUCAGUGAUUUAGACCCUGAAAUAAUAGUUCUCUCCAAACUUGUGGCAUAUGCAUCCACGUUAGCUCAUUCAGCUGUAGAAAAGGCUAGUGUGCUUGGUUUUGUAAAGUUACGACGUUUACCGGUCGAUGAAAACUUUAGUGUUCGGGGUGAAACUUUACAACGUGCUAUUAAAGAAGACAAGUCUAUGGGACUUAUUCCAUUCUAUAUGUGUGCAACACUCGGAACAACAUCAUGUUGUUCAUUCGACCAUUUAAAAUCUAUUGGACAAGUAUGUCGUGACAACGAUAUCUGGUUACAUGUGGACGCUGCAUAUGCUGGGAAUGCUUUUAUAUGUCCGGAGUUCAGACACUACUUAGAUGGAAUUGAGGAUGUUUGGUCCAUCAACAUCAAUCCAAACAAGUGGAUGCUGGUCAGUCAUGAUUGCAGUCUUAUGUGGGUACGUGAUUCGAAAGCCCUCACUAAGAGCAUGAUUGUCAAUCCGUCAUAUUUGCAACAUAAACAUAACACGCUUGAUUUGCGGCAUUGGGGAAUUCCUUUAAGUCGAAGAUUUAGAGCGCUUAAAUUAUGGUUUGUAGUUCGAAUAUAUGGAGCAACAGGUUUGAGGAAUUAUAUUAGAUCACAUGUACAACUUGCUAAAUAUUUUGUGAAUAAGGUGAAAACAAAUAACGCUUAUGAAAUUGUUGGUAAUCCAGUUAUGGGACUUGUAUGUUUCAGAUUAAAGGGAUCCAAUGAAUUGACUCGAUGUUUAGUCCAUCUUAUUAAUAAGAGCCGGGAAAUACAUAUUGUACCCUCGAUGGCCAGAGAUAUCUACUUUAUUCGAUUUUCUAUAAAUUAUGAAAAGGCCUGUAUCGAAGACAUUGAUUAUUCGUGGUCGGUGAUUGAAACAUCCCGAAAAAUACUAACCACUCAACAUUUCUAUAAACAACAUCUAUCUAUUAUGAACAUGAAACGAAAUUCAUACAUUCCAAUAAAAGCUGCAUCAUUUAGCGAUGAUCAUACAUCCUCAAACUCCGCCGAACUUCAACGUAGACAUGGAUCUACAUCUGCAGAGGAGUCAGUGAAAGUUGAGUGGUGA
Molecule: messenger RNA, 1593 nt
Organism: Schistosoma intercalatum
Lineage: Eukaryota; Metazoa; Platyhelminthes; Trematoda; Strigeidida; Schistosomatidae
Source: the annotation of a GenBank genome assembly